This is a messenger RNA of Schistosoma curassoni, 1330 nucleotides long. The record is from the annotation of a GenBank genome assembly. NCBI's taxonomy places the organism in Eukaryota, Metazoa, Platyhelminthes, Trematoda, Strigeidida, Schistosomatidae.
UUGACACUCAGGUUAUUAAUGGAAGUUACGCGUAGUGUAAGCGUUCUGUCUGACUUUGAAAUCGGGAAACAACUUGGUCGUGGGAAGUUCGGGACUGUUUUCCUUGCAAGAACAAAGAAGUCGCAUUUUCCAUGUGCAAUAAAAGUUAUUUUCAAAAAACAGAUUGUGAAGAACAAAUUAGAACACCAGAUAAGACGCGAAAUAGAGAUCAUGUGUCAUCUCCAGCACCCACACAUUCUUCAACUGUACACAUAUUUUCAUGACCACAAGAGAAUUUACCUGGUUCUUGAGUAUGCUUUUCUAGGUCAGAUGUAUACUGAGCUGCGAAGGCUCGGACGCUUUAGUGAGGCGCGUUCAGCCACAUACAUAUACCAGCUGUGUGAUGCCCUUAUGUACUGCCACCGCAUGAAAGUAAUCCAUCGGGAUAUCAAACCUGAAAACUUACUUCUUGGUUUUCAUCAAGAGUUGAAACUAUCGGACUUUGGUUGGGCUGUUCAUGCUCCAUCACUCAGGAGACGAACGCUUUGCGGAACAAUAGACUACUUAGCUCCAGAAAUGGUUGCUGGGGUUUCCCAUGAUGAACGUGUGGAUCACUGGACUGUUGGAAUUUUAUGCUAUGAAAUGCUUUGUGGUAAACCUCCGUUUGAACAUCCUAAUACACAAGACACUUAUGCCUGUAUCAAAACUGUUAAAUAUACCUUCCCUCCUGUUAUAACUCCGAUGGCACAAGACAUGAUAUCUAAGAUCCUUCAACGUUAUCCGACGGAUCGGUUGUCCCUAGAAGGAAUCAUCUCUCACCCAUGGAUUCAAAACUUCGCAAAUAAAACUUCUUUCCAUUCUGUUGUUAAGCCCAGACCUAGAUCCUGAUGUGUUUUCUAAUCGGUUAUUCUAUUUUUCUUAUUGUAUCUCAAAAUAUGACAAUUUAUUUUCCAACGUUCAUUGUUGUCCUCCUGAAGUAUGUUUACUUCUGUAUCUGGUUAGUAAUGCUCAUUGGGCGCUAUCUAUAAAUUCACUUAUCAUUCGAUUAUGAGUCACACAUUAUUUAGCAAAUGAUGAUAUUGCUACACUAAUUUAAUUCAAUUGAUUAUCUUCACUGGAUUAUUUAAAUAUAUAUAUGAGUGAAAGUCUUGCUCACCAUAACUCUGAAAUUCUGAUAAAAGUCACAAUUGUCUGCAAAAUACGAUGAUUUCGUCAUGAUCCAGAAGCCACAUCGUUUUGGUUCGCAAGUCCAUCUACUGACUUACUUUUACUGUAAAAAACGUAACUCUUAACCUCAAUAAUACUUACUAUGUCUCAUCACAUUCAGUUAAUGGUUUAAAUAUAUUUAUGA